AUGCCGAACGCUAUUUCCUCUAGCGACACCAAUAACUCUAAUAAUGUACCAUCCAGCAAGAACCGCAAAAAUAAAAAGAAAUCUCUGGCCUUAACUACUUCAGAGGACGCUUCACCACGCCAGGAACCACCGUCUCCCACCACACCAGCACCCGAUUCUGUGGAAGGUAACCUUGAAAAUGCGAAUAAAGGUCCAUACAUGGAGUUUGUUGGUAAAAGGAUCAGAACCUUGAAGAAAAAAUUGGGCAAAAUUGAGAAAUCUAAGGAGCUCAUUAAUACUAACCCCGAUUGGAGAAAUAUAUUGAACGAAGAUCAAAUUCAAUCGUGUGAACGGGAAUCAGAGGUCUCAGGUGCUCUCAGGGAAUUGGAGGAAAUUACAAAACAAUUUGAGAAAGAGAAUCAAAAGGUUCUCAAGGAGCAACAGGAUGAACGUGAACAGGCUAUUUCCAAUGCUGUAGAGAAAGUCAAGGCCACACAUUUGCAAUCCGUCAUAAGCCUCCUUAAAUUCUUCCGUCUCGUUCAUCUUCACAAAUCGGGAGUCACAAGGUUUACAGAAGAUGAAUCAGAAUCGAUUGAAAUUCUUCAGACUUUAUUCUUUAAUGCAAUUGAGGAUUCCAAGGGCGAUCAAUAUAGCGAACGACGAAUUUUAGAAACUCUGGAUAAAUUAUGUCAGGGUGAUGAAAGUGUCAUAGGUGAAUCUGGUGGCAAUGGAAUAACCUACUCUCAUAUUCAUUCAUUAAUUCAGAGUCCACCGAUAAGCGUUGAAGAAGAAGCGGUGCAUGAGAACUCAAAUGAAACGGUAGAAGAAACCAUCACUCAAGAAGAGAUUACAAAUAAUCAAGAUGACAAUAACGGUGAUAUGUUUGAGGUUCCGCCUGGGGGCUUGCAGUUUAGGUUUCAUCGUGCGGCUAAUCAAAAUUUUAUUUAUCAAUAUACUAACGAGAAUGAUGGUCCGGUCGAUCAGAUAGCCAUCGAGAGUGAUAUCCAAGAGUCAUAUCAACAGCAACAAACUUUCACCGAGACGUUUACCGUGACGCAAGAGUAUACGACGGAACAGCAGCAGACCGAUAAAAACCAGUUCCCCGUUGAUAAACAGCAAGAGCAGUCUAAACAAGUCACCGAUGAUGACCAACAACCUGAUGACCAACCUGAUUCUCAACAGCAACCGAAGCCAAUUUCUCAACAAAACGACCAACCACCGCCACUUUCACGAACCUCAAGUCAUAAGGGCCGUGGUGGCGGUGGUUAUCGAGGCCGGGGUUAUCGAGGCCAAGGACAGAACCCAAGGAGAGACAGCAGGGAUGGAAACUAUAGAAACGGUGGAUAUGGUGGAAACUUUCGUGGUAACCGUGGUGGCGGUAGCGGUAACGCCAACUCGGGUCCUCGGGGUGGGAGGGGUAACGGAUAUCAAGGUGAAAGAAAAUUUCAUGUUUCUCAAAAGUAA
This is a messenger RNA of Acaulospora colombiana, 1443 nucleotides long. The record is from the annotation of a GenBank genome assembly. Lineage: Eukaryota; Fungi; Glomeromycota; Glomeromycetes; Diversisporales; Acaulosporaceae.